This is a messenger RNA of Chionomys nivalis (European snow vole), 5734 nucleotides long. RefSeq names its product calpain 2 (gene Capn2). The transcript is spliced from 21 exons. The record is from RefSeq and is a predicted model, not a curated record. Gene Ontology annotation, cellular component: cytoplasm. Bases 541 to 2643 code for a protein of 700 amino acids. Gene Ontology annotation, molecular function: calcium-dependent cysteine-type endopeptidase activity; calcium ion binding. Gene Ontology annotation, biological process: proteolysis. Lineage: Eukaryota; Metazoa; Chordata; Mammalia; Rodentia; Cricetidae.
CCGGCAGCCACUUCUCAUAAAAUUUCAGGUAUUGACGCACUUGUCCAGAGUCUGCAGAGUUAUUACGAUCUUGGGCUGGUGAGUGGCAACUGGGGUUAGUCUCUACGCUCACACUGCGACUGACUCAUCCUGUUUCCUGGACAGUCAUUGCUGAGUUUCGCCCGGCAUUCCUCGCGACCGACACGCUGGGGUUUGAGUCUCAACUUUCCCAUCCCAAUUUGCGAGCAUUCCCCGCCACCGGGUCGCGCCAUCCCGGGAACCGUCCGAAGGUGGCAGCAGCGGCCCCGCAGUCCUCCACAGUCGGGCUGGCGCAGUGCAGGUCGCCGGCUGACCGCGUCCUGGGUUAGGCGACGAGCAGGCCCGGAGAAGCGGAGGCCACACCCCGCGGCCCAGGCUCUUCCAGUCGGUGAAUCAUCGCCUGCAGCAGCGGCUCCCGCAAUCCGCUGCAGCGCCCCGGGCCCGGCCGCACCCCAGCCGAGUGCAGCGCCCAGCGUCUCCGCGAGCCCUCUCCCUGUGCAGUGAGCCAGCCUGAUCGGAACCAUGGCGGGCAUCGCAAUCAAACUAGCCAAGGACCGCGAGGCGGCCGAGGGGCUGGGAUCGCACGAGAGAGCCGUCAAGUACCUCAACCAGGACUACGAGACGCUGCGGAACGAGUGCCUGGAGGCCGGGGCGCUCUUCCAGGAUCCUUCCUUCCCCGCCCUGCCGUCCUCUCUGGGAUACAAGGAGUUGGGGCCCUACUCCAGCAAAACUCGGGGCAUCGAAUGGAAGCGGCCCACGGAGAUCUGCUCUGACCCCCAGUUUAUUGUUGGAGGAGCCACCCGCACAGAUAUCUGCCAAGGAGCCUUGGGGGACUGCUGGCUGCUGGCCGCCAUUGCCUCCCUCACCUUGAACGAGGAAGUCCUGGCUCGGGUUGUGCCUCUAGACCAGAGCUUCCAGGAAAACUAUGCUGGGAUCUUCCACUUCCAGUUCUGGCAAUAUGGCGAAUGGGUGGAGGUGGUGGUGGAUGACAGGCUGCCCACUAAGGACGGGGAGCUCCUCUUUGUGCACUCCGCUGAGGGGAGCGAGUUCUGGAGUGCCCUGCUGGAGAAGGCCUAUGCCAAGAUCAAUGGGUGCUAUGAAGCCCUCUCAGGUGGCGCCACCACCGAGGGCUUUGAAGACUUCACAGGAGGCAUCGCUGAGUGGUAUGAGCUGAGGAAGCCUCCUCCCAACUUGUUCAAGAUCAUUCAGAAGGCUCUGCAGAAAGGCUCCCUGCUCGGCUGCUCUAUCGACAUCACCAGUGCUGCGGAUUCGGAGGCCGUAACAUACCAGAAGUUGGUGAAAGGACAUGCGUACUCCGUCACCGGAGCUGAGGAGGUUGAAAGCUCAGGAAGCCUACAGAAAUUGAUCCGAAUCCGGAAUCCCUGGGGACAAGUAGAAUGGACCGGGAAGUGGAAUGACAACUGCCCCAGCUGGAACACAGUAGACCCGGAAGUGAGAGCCAGGCUAACAGAACGACAAGAAGACGGAGAAUUCUGGAUGUCCUUCAGUGACUUCCUGAGGCACUAUUCUCGCCUGGAGAUCUGCAACCUGACCCCUGAUACCCUCACCUGUGACUCCUACAAGAAGUGGAAACUCACCAAGAUGGAUGGGAACUGGAGGCGAGGUUCCACUGCAGGGGGCUGCAGGAACUACCCAAAUACCUUCUGGAUGAACCCUCAGUACCUCAUCAAGCUGGAGGAAGAAGAUGAAGAUGAUGAGGAUGGGGAGAGAGGCUGUACCUUCCUGGUGGGCCUCAUCCAGAAGCACCGGCGGCGGCAGAGGAAGAUGGGCGAGGACAUGCAUACCAUCGGCUUUGGCAUCUAUGAGGUUCCAGAGGAGCUAACAGGGCAGACGAACAUCCACCUUGGCAAGAACUUUUUCCUCACAACCCGAGCCAGGGAGCGGUCGGAUACCUUCAUCAACCUCCGGGAGGUACUCAACCGCUUCAAGCUGCCCCCGGGGGAGUACGUGGUCGUCCCCUCCACCUUCGAGCCCCACAAGGAUGGAGAUUUCUGCAUCCGCGUCUUCUCAGAGAAGAAGGCCGACUACCAAGUCGUGGAUGAUGAAAUCGAGGCCAACAUUGAAGAGAUUGACGCGAAUGAGGAGGACAUUGACGAUGGGUUCCGAAGGUUAUUUGCUCAGCUGGCAGGGGAGGAUGCUGAGAUCUCCGCCUUUGAGCUGCAGACCAUCUUGAGAAGAGUUCUAGCCAGGCGCCAAGAUAUCAAGUCAGAUGGCUUCAGCAUCGAGACCUGUAAAAUCAUGGUGGACUUGCUAGAUGAAGAUGGGAGUGGCAAGCUGGGGCUGAAGGAGUUCUACAUUCUCUGGACGAAGAUUCAGAAAUACCAAAAAAUUUACCGGGAAAUCGACGUUGACAGGUCUGGGACCAUGAAUUCCUACGAGAUGCGGAAAGCACUGGAAGAAGCAGGUUUCAAGCUGCCCUGCCAACUCCACCAAGUCAUCGUUGCCCGGUUUGCAGACGACGAACUCACCAUCGAUUUUAACAAUUUUGUUAGGUGUUUGGUUCGGCUGGAAACGCUAUUCAAGAUAUUCAAGCAGCUGGAUACUGAGAACACCGGGACGAUAGCACUCGACCUUAUUUCUUGGCUGAGUUUUUCAGUACUCUGAAGUUACACGCCUGAAGACUUCUAAUGGAAGAAAACAGCCAAUGCCUAAACUCCCAAACACUUUGCAUCUGGACCUUGAACUUAUGGGAACAUCUACUUAAAUGGAUACCUGAAGAGUAUAACCGUCUGAGAUAGAUGAAUUUUCACAUAUCAAAGAUUUGCAUAUCAUUAAACCAAAUGCAAAUGAAUUGUAUAACCCUUGAUAAGCUCGAAGAAAGCUUUAUGUCUGUAAAUAGUAUACACUUUUUACUUCUACACAUUUUCCUGUUCAUAGCAAUAUUAAAUCAGGAAGGAACGCAGAGAGCCUAAAUGACUAACUGAGCAAUCAAUCUCAGGCCACAAGGACUUGGUGGGAAUAUUUAAAGAAAUGUUUUAAGUUUUAAAACGCAGUGGUGGCAUCUGCCAAAGCAGCGCAGGGACUGCCACCUGGCCUGAGCAAACCAGUGGAUGUGGUGAUGAUGGCGACAUCUAAAGCAUCCAGGAGCCAGCAGUGGUGGCACACCCCUGCAAACGGGAGUCUGAGACAGAGGCCAACCUGGGCUACCUAGCAAGACCCUGUCUCAAACACUAAAUCGGGAAAAAAAAAAAAGCAUGCUUCCAUUAUUUGAUUCUAACAAAAGAUAGUUUUUAUACAAUGUCAAGAACAGCCCGUCAUUCUCAAACUCAAGUCCUUGACCAUAUUUGGCCUUACACAGUUGAGUCUCACAAACAGUAGGUAGUGACAGCACUAUACCCUGAGCAACUGUAGCAGUGCAUCAGAGCCAGGUGUCCCGUUUGCCAGAAGAGCACAUUAAAGGGCAAACACGUUGUCACACGCUGUCGGCUGCCUCAACCUUAUGUACUUCACUAACCCCAGGGACUGUGCCUAAAGCUGUCGAGGACAGAGCUCAGAAGGUCUCAAAACAAACAAGCUGGCUUCUUGAUCGUGGGAAAAUGCUGGCAACAUUGUAAACAUAUUGCCUUAUCUCCUUCUAAAUGUACUGUUAAUAAAGUUGCCAAUGCAGUCUCACACACACCUUGGUUUUCUUCCAAGCAAUGGCCCCCAUGGGAAGGUUUAUGAGCACACAAGGUUAUAGCUGGGCUCUACUUAAACAGAUCUGCUGCUCUGAACAUUCAAAUACCAAGGAAACACCUUACCUAUAAUUAAACUAUGGAACUAUAUAUACAAUGUUUUAACAUUCUAACUCAGAAGUUCUGCUUAUUCGACCAGAAAGGGCAGUCCUAAUUUCACCUGCUUGUUGGUCUCUAUCAUUGCUGGCUCCAUCACUUAGGCCAGCUCCCACGGGGAUGAGGAGCCAGCAAGGGAGCUGAGAAAACCUGAAUAUUAAAUCAUGAGCCUAGGAUUAUGGCUGUCGCUGGUGAUGUCUGAAGAGUAAUAAAAUGGAAAAGAAAGAUGACUUGGUGAGGAAAUGCUACCUAUACUUUCAUGGAAAGCUUAGUGGAUAGAUUUUUUUUUUCAGGGGCAGGUGAUAUAUAACAGGGCUUCAUAUAUUCCAGACAGAUCUGGAACUAUGUAGCCAACACUGGCCUCGAACUCCUGAUUCUCCUGCCUCCACCUCCACAGUGGGAAUUCCAGCCUCAUGUUAAGUAGUAGAUGGAUUCUCAAAUGCAGCUAAGAGGUUGGAGAGGACGAUUAUGGAACAAACUCCAGCCCUGGGUAUGAGCAUCCUCUGUUCAGAGCUGGGGCUUUCGGGAUAGAGAGAAAUGCCUUGUCUCAGGACUACAGGUGACAAAGGUAGUGGAGGUGGGGGACUGAGACGGGAUAGGAUCUAGGAAGGUGAUCAAAUGUUUGAAAUAGUAGACUAGGAGACCCAGCUGGGAGGGGGCAGGAGUAAGGGCGGGGGUCCUGUCUUAAUAAGCUGAGAGAGGAGGGUCUCAGUUUAGGUGUAGGAUGGGAGCAGAAGAAUUGGCCACUCCCAAAUGGCAGGCACCAUGCAGCCAGCCCCUCCUACCGCAUUUUAAUCUCAAGGGCUGACCCUAAGACCAACUGUACUCUUGGUUGUAAUGAGGAGGGCAAGGAGAGACCUGUUUCAGUUCCCAGAACCCAUCAUGGCAGUCUUAGACCUAACCCUAUUACAAGGCUUCUGUAACUCCAGUUCCAGGGGAUCUGAUGCCCUCUUCUGACCUCCACAGGCAUGGCAUGCGGUAGUGCACUGGUAUACAAGCAAGCAAAACCAUCAUAUACAUAAAAGUCUAGAAACAAAAACUGGGCGGUGGCCAUUUUACAGGGAAGAAAUAAACUCCCAAGCUUUUUGACCCCAUAGCAAUUGUCCUAAUCUCACCACAAACCUCUGCCCUGAACCGCAAGCCCAGCCCUAUAUGGGCCCUUCUGUGGAGUGAGCACACAUCUACCUCUUCAGUGUUUGUCACAGCUCCUCUGCAAGACAUUCUAGUCACAUGCCUGCCCAACCCUCCCGUCCUUCCCCUAGAGUCAUCGUUCUAAGCUGCCCCCCUACAUCCACUUCUUUGUUCCCCAAAUCAUGUCUCCACCUGGUACCACCUAAUCAACAGCCUAUCUGUCUUCUAACAUUGCUAAAUACCAGUUACCCCCAGAUGCCAACUCUAGAACACCUUCCAGUCUACCCCCACCAGCCUCACCUGCCUUUAAUUCUAUUUCCUACUUCCUCUGCCCUGAGACCACACUCCCUAGUGUCCUUCUGUCUGUUGCUCUGUCAACUGAGAGUCCAGCCACAUGACACCUCCUCCUACCAAGACUUCGCGGCCUAUUAUAUCAAAGUUUACUCUCUCCUCUAACAUGGCCCACUGCCCGCUGCUUCCUUCUGCCUCGUUUUGCAAAAACCUUCAAAUUCUGCUGCUAGAAUGACCACAGCAGCAAUAUAGGGAACUGAAAAGCAGCCCGUGUUAAACACUAAAUCGUUUGAUAAAUUAGUUUUAUGCAGUCAUUGAAUCUUAACAAUGGCAAGCAAGCAACAGAAUACAGAAUUGCUUACACCAUGCUCCCAAUUAUGCAAUAAAAAUCCAAGGACAAGACUACAAAAAAUAUGCCAACCAGUGUCGCUACAAUGUCCAGUGCCUCACUCUAAGCAAGAAUUCCUUGACAGAAGCUGUCUUCAGGGGCUGAUCAGAAGGGC